Messenger RNA from Ochotona princeps (American pika), 3537 nucleotides. It is a transcript of the gene ZBTB21, whose product is annotated as zinc finger and BTB domain containing 21. Gene Ontology annotation, cellular component: nucleus. The transcript is spliced from 2 exons. The coding region runs from base 215 to 3439 and encodes 1074 amino acids. The record is from RefSeq and is a predicted model, not a curated record. Gene Ontology annotation, biological process: negative regulation of DNA-templated transcription; regulation of transcription by RNA polymerase II. NCBI's taxonomy places the organism in Eukaryota, Metazoa, Chordata, Mammalia, Lagomorpha, Ochotonidae. Gene Ontology annotation, molecular function: RNA polymerase II cis-regulatory region sequence-specific DNA binding; DNA-binding transcription factor activity, RNA polymerase II-specific; protein binding.
CCCCGCCCACCCCCGGCGCCCGCAGGCCAAUCACAGACCCGCGCACGUGACGAGCGCUGCCGGCGAUGACUUCAUCCCUGGUGUGGGAUGACGUCAAAUUCAAGAUGGAUGGAAUCACGGCGGCAGCGGCGGCUGCGGCGCGCGCGAGCCGAGUGUGAGCGGAAACGGGGGCUCGGCGUCGGCCUCGGGGCCGAAAGAGCGGGCGGCCCGCGCCAUGGAGGGCCUGCUGCACUACAUCAACCCGGCACACGCCAUCUCGCUGCUGAGCGCGCUCAACGAGGAGCGCCUCAAGGGGCAGCUGUGCGACGUGCUGCUGAUCGUGGGCGACCAGAAGUUCCGGGCGCACAAGAACGUGCUGGCCGCCAGCAGCGAGUACUUCCAGAGUCUCUUCACGGACAAGGAGCACGAGGCCCAGAGUGUGUUCCAGCUGGACUUCUGCGAGCCCGACGCCUUCGACAACGUCCUCAACUACAUCUACUCCUCGUCGCUGUUCGUCGAGAAAGGCAGCCUGGCCGCCGUGCAGGAGCUCGGCUACAGCCUGGGCAUCUCCUUCCUGACCAACAUCGUCUCCAGAACCCCCCAGGCCCCCUUCCCCACUUGCCCCAGCCGGAGGAAGGUGUUGGUGGAGGAUGACGACACCACCAACCACAACAGCUCGCAGAAGAGGAGUGUCAUCGUGUGUCAGAGCCGGAACGAAGCGCCAGGGAAGGCCGGCGGCCAGAGCCAACCCGAGCCCAGCCAGGCUCCGCAGCCGGCCCCGGCCCCGGCCCCGGCCCCGGGCAGCACCAGCAAGCCGCACACCCCGAAGGCGGCCGAGCUGGCGCACAGCUUGUCGUUGGUCACCGAAAAGUCUUGGCCGAAAGAUGGUCCCGGGGGCCCUGCCAAGGCCCUUGAGCAGCCCGGGCUCGUGGCUGAUGCCAGCAAGGCUGGUCUGGCCAGGAAGAAUGCUUCCCUGCCCCUGCCGGACAGAGAGGUGGGCGAGGAGAAUCUGGGUGCCGGCGCCCAGCUCCCGAAGGGGAAAGCCGUAGAACUGUGUCUGAAAAGGCCGCGGCCCCCUGUACUGUCUCUGCGUAGCUCCUCGGAGACCCCCUAUCUGUUGCAAGAAACACCGAAAGGGGGCGGCCAGGACGAGGACAGAAGCCUGCUGUACUAUUCCAAGCUGGGCUUGGUGAUCCCGUCCGCUGGCGGCGUGGCUCGCCCUGCCGCCCAGAGCAUCGACAGGAGCGGCCCACUCGUCAAGAGCCUGCUGCGGCGCUCACUGUCCAUGGACAGCCAGGUGCCCGUCUACCCGCCCUCCCUAGAGCUGCAGGCAGCCCCGGGGGCCCCCGUGCUGGCCGGCGAGAGCCCGGGCAGCGUGUUCUGUGCCCUCUCCCACAAGUCCGCUUUGAAGGAUGGCAGUGGCGGCGGUGAGAAGCCGGCCGCCCCGGACGAGCGGCGGCCCGCGCUGCAGCCACACCGCCUCAGGUCCUUCAGCGCCUCGCAGUCCACCGACAGGGAGGGCGCCUCCCCCGUGACUGAGGUGCGCAUCAAGACCGAGCCCAGCAGCCCGAUGUCGGAGCCCUCGGACAUCAUCCGUGUCACCGUGGGCGACGCCGCAGCCUCGUCCUCCUCUUCCUCGGCCACGAGGGACCUGCCCGUCAAAGCGGAGGAUGACCCCAAGGACAUGAGCAGACUCCCCGCCAAGCGGCGGUUCCAGGCGGACCAGAGGCUGCCCUUCAAGAAGCCCAAGGCCAGUGAGCACGGGUCCCCCGUGUCUGACGACCCCUGCGAGGCGGGCUCGAGCCCCCCUCUCCUCCAGCACGCCCAUUUCCCAGACUCUGAUUUGAAUCAAGACGAAUUUGGUGAGUUGGAGGGGACGAGACCAAACAGAAAGUUUAAGUGCAAACACUGCCUUAAGAUCUUUAGGUCCAUGGCGGGCCUGCACCGCCACGCUAACAUGUACCAUAACCCCGAGAAGCCAUACGCUUGUGACAUUUGUCACAAGAGGUUUCACACCAACUUCAAAGUCUGGACGCACUGUCAGACCCAGCACGGCAUAGUGAAGAACCCGUCACCGGCCGCUAGUGCCCAGGCCGUUCUGGAUGAGAAAUUCCAGAGAAAGCUCAUUGACAUAGUGAGGGAGAGAGAGAUUAAGAAGGCCCUGCUGGUGAAGCUGCGGCGCGCCAAGCCCGGCUUCCAGGGUCAGGGGAGCGCACAGGCCCCGCAGGCCGGCAAGAGGAACCUGCGCGCACGGGGCAGAGCCGCCUACAUUUGUACGCACUGUGGAAAAGCCUGUCGCUUUCUCUCUCAAUUUAAGCAGCACUUAAAAAUGCACCCGGGCGAGAAGCCCCUCGGCGGCGGCGGUGGCGUCGCUCGAGUCCUUAAGCCGAAGGAGCAGGCUCCCGUGGCGGGCCCCGUGGGGAGCCGGGGGCUUUUCCACUGCCGCCUCUGUAAUGCUAAGCUGUCUUCUCUCCUAGAGCAAGGAAGCCACGAGCGCUUAUGCCGGAACGCAAGCGUUUGCGCUUACUGCAGCCUCAGGUUCUGCUCGGCCGAGCUCAAGCAGGAGCACGAAGGCAGGUGUGAGUACAGGAAGCUCACCUGCCUGGAGUGCAUGCGCACCUUCAAGUCCUCCUUCAGCAUCUGGCGGCACCAGGUGGAGGUACACAACCAGAACAGCAUGGCGCCCGCCGCCAGCUGCCCCGUGCUGGACCACAACGGGGACGUCGGCGGGGCCUGCAGGCCGCAGGCGCAGCCCGAGCCCGACAGAGACAGCCACGCCGCCGCCCAGGACGCCAGUGCCUGCAGCGAUACCUCGGAGCAGGUGCACUUGGACUCGGAGGACUCCUGCCUCCCCGAGGAUCUCAGCCUGUCGAGGCAGCUCAAGGUCCAGGUGAAGGAGGAGCCCGCGGACGAGGCCGAGGACGAGGCGGCCGCCGCCAGCCCGGCCCCCAAGGCCGCGGGCCCUGAGAAGGGCGCGGGCCUGUGGCCCUGCGAGAAGUGUGGCAAGGUGUUCACGGCGCACAAGCAGCUGGAGCGGCACCAGGAGCUGCUGUGCUCCGUGAAGCCUUUCAUCUGCCACGUGUGCCACAAGGCCUUCCGCACCAACUUCCGCCUCUGGAGCCACUUCCAGUCCCACAUGGCGCAGGCCACGGAGGAGCCGGCCGCCCACAAGGAGGCCAGCGCGGGGCCCGCGCCCACCAACUCGCCCUCGCCCCCGCCCCUGCCCCCGGCGCUGCCCAAGAUCCAGCCGCUGGAGCCCGACAGCCCCACCGGCGGCCUGCCCGAGAGUGCUGCCCCGGCCACAGAGAAACUGUUUGCACCCCGAGAGUCGGACACCCUCUUCUACCACGCCCCACCCCUCUCGGCCAUCACCUUCAAAAGGCAGUUCAUGUGCAAGCUCUGCCACCGGACAUUCAAGACGGCCUUCAGUCUCUGGAGCCACGAGCAGACACACAACUGAGGGCCCAGUCUGUGAAAUGGGUCUUCUCCAGAGAAAACACAGAGCCACAGAGGUCGGCGGUGCUGUGCCUGAACUGCUCCGGGUCAGUCGGAAUCCGU